Molecule: messenger RNA, 5651 nt
Organism: Chelonia mydas (Green sea turtle)
Lineage: Eukaryota; Metazoa; Chordata; Testudines; Cheloniidae
Gene: ARHGAP30
Product: Rho GTPase activating protein 30
Exons: 12
Coding region: 449-4264 (1271 amino acids)
Biological process (GO): small GTPase-mediated signal transduction
Molecular function (GO): GTPase activator activity
Source: RefSeq, a predicted model, not a curated record
GUGCCGAUCCCCAGCCCUGACAGCGAACAGGAGUGCAACGGUGCAACGAGUUUUACGUCAGGCCUGGGCCUCGGCAGCUUCCUCUCUUGGGUGCUGCUUCCGCUGCUGAGCCGCCCGGCUGGGGGCUCCCCACACCCUGGGGCUGGGCUUUUGGGGCUUUGUUCCCAGGCCACAGACUCUCUCUGGACUGAUUUCUUGUUUGGAUCCAGCCCAAGCGAAGAUUUCGGCAGCCAGAGUUUGAUGCUGUAGAGGCGACCAUGGGCUGGAUUUGAGGAAGAGACACCUCCCCAGGGCUGCUCGGUGAAUGGCAGCCAUCAAAGGGGCCGUGGGCUGAGGAUUUCCUCACUGGCCCGCCCCGCCCCAUGUGGGCCAGGUGGUCCCAGCAGCGGGAAGGGCUGGGGCUUGUGUGUUAGAGCCUGGAAGCCCCCGGGCUGGUCCAACCAUCCCCAUGUCUCUCGCCAUGAAAGCCCGGCAGAAGGUGAAACGGAAAGGAGCAGCCAAGGACCGGGUCUUUGGGUGUGACCUGCUGGAGCACCUCCAGCACUCUGGCCAGGAAGUCCCCCAGGUGCUGAGGAGCUGCACCGAGUUUGUCGAGCAGCACGGCAUUGUGGACGGGAUAUACAGGCUCUCCGGGGUCUCCUCAAACAUCCAGAAGCUGAGGCAGGAGUUUGACAGUGACCGCUGCCCCGAUCUCAACAAAGAUGUGUAUCUGCAGGACAUCCACUGUGUCAGCUCCCUCUGCAAAGCCUACUUCCGGGAGCUCCCCAACCCCCUGCUCACCUACCAGCUCUACGACAAGUUUGCUGAUGCUGUGGCCAUACAGAUGGAGGAGGGACGGCUGGUGAAAAUCAAAGAGGUGCUGAAGGAGCUUCCAUCCCCACACUACAGGACGCUGGAGUUUCUGAUGAGACAUCUGGUUCACAUGGCUUCCUACAGCUCCCAGACCAACAUGCAUGCCAGGAACCUGGCCAUCGUCUGGGCCCCCAACCUGCUCAGGUCUAAGGACAUCGAGGCCUCUGGGUUCAACGGCACGGCUGCCUUCAUGGAGGUGCGGGUGCAGUCCAUCGUCGUGGAGUUCAUCCUCACCCAUGUGGAGCAGCUCUUCAGAGACGCCCCUCUCUGCGGAAGUGACCGCGAGAGCCUCCGGAAAUCCCUCCUCCUGUCCGGCUUGGGGUUGCCAGGAGUCCACCCCGACUGCCAGACCAUGUCCUACAACUUGCCCGCCAUGCUGAACCAGGGAGACGGCCCGCCACAGAUCCGCCCCUACCACACCAUCAUCGAGCUCAACGACCACAAAAGAAAAGGCUCCUUGAAGGUAAAGAAAUGGCGGUCGAUCUUCAACCUGGGCAGAUCCAGCACUGACUCCAAACGCAAGCUGGCCAAGGCAGAGGAGAAAGACGACAAAUCCGUUAAAAUGAGCUUGCGGCCGGCCAAAAGCAUGGACUCCCUCAGCUCCAUGCCGGAUGCGAACGAUGACAACACCAGGCUGGGCAGGAAGAGAUCACAGAAGCAGGCCCCUCAGCGCCGCGAGAGUUUCGACAGCCCCUCCUCCCGGGAGGAGAGCUUCCUGGAGUCGGACGAGUACCCUGAUGGGAAAUUCAAGAGCGAGGAGGGGCAGCAAACGCUGGAGUCCGAGGGCGAAGCCAGUGCCAAAUCAGAGCCCACGACCCCCAAGGCCGGCCGGGCCUCGCUGGUGGGGGGCGCCCCACAGGGCCGCUCGCCCAAGACUGCGCAGAACCGGGCAGAGAAGUGCGCUGGGGUCCAUAUCUCCGUCCCCUUCUCGGUCACUGUCCCCUUCCACAUCACCUCCAACAUCUCUCUGUCCCGCCUGACCCGGGGGCUGGAGUGCCCGGCCCUGAACUACAGCCCCUUAGACAAGGAGGCUCUGGAGAGGUCAUCCAAGGAGCUAGAAGCGGAGGAGCGGCUGGGAGCUAAGAUCCCCGUCGCCAAGGAAGAUCACAUGGCAGAUACAAAGCCGGCGAGUGCUCUGGACUCAGAGGAGAACAGGCUGUCCAUGGAGGUGCAGGACUCUUUCUCAUUUCUCGACAACCAGGACACCUGGCAGGACUGUAGCACAGAAGGCGACCAGCCAGAGAAGAGCUUGCUGGAAGAGACCACCUCCGAUUUUGCUGGGGACAUGCUGGAUGGCUUCCAAGGAAUGGAUGACUUCAUGGAGAGCAGGUUCAUGAACCUGGAGUUCUCAGUGGAGCCGCCCCUGGAGUACCUCUCCAUCGAGGAGUGCAUGAACGAGGAGCAGUACUACAUGGCCACCAGCUGCUCCGACACCGAGGAGCUCUCCAAGGAGACGGACUCCGAGGACGCGUUCCUGAGCGCCUACGAUGACCUGAGCCCCUUAGCUGCCGACCUAGAGAAGCUGCAGCAGCUCGGGGCGCAGCAUGGGUGGGACGUGCCUCUCCCAGAGAGUGCGCUGGGUGGCGAAAUGGCUCAAGAGAUGCUGAGCAACCAGCCCCCAAGACCUUCUGAGGGGCCGUUACCUAGCAAUACCAACGGCUCCUCUUCGUCCAAAGAAGGCAGCAGCACCAAGGUGCCUCUGCCAGAUGGCCCUCAUGCUUCAGAACUAGCCAGGCCACGUCGGAGCAAGGAGGCCGCCGAAGAUCCCCACGGUGCCCUUCACCAGCCAGAGGGGCUCGAAGGGGAGGGGGCUGAGGGAACAGCCAUGGAGCCCAGCCCAGCCGGCCAGCGAGAAGAAGACAAAAAGGUGACAGGGGGCGAUGGUCUGGAAGCAGGCCCUGGCCCACCCAGAACUGAGCCCACCACUGAUGUAGCGCCAGUUGGGGAGGACCAGGGCACAUGGGCUCUGGAGAGCGAAGGCCACGCCGCCCAAGCCAGCCAUGCCGGAGAUGAGCAGGUGCAGGCCCCGAGGCAACGGGAGACAGAGCUGGCUCCAUGUGCUCAGGGCCAGGAGGCCAAUGGACGUGCCCCAGAGGAAGUGAGAGUGCAGGAGGGCCAAGAGGGCUCUGCUCCUCCCAUGCCAGUGCCCAAACAGCCGGAGAAUGGAAAGGCCCCACCUCAGCCUCUUGCAAUGAAGAUCACCCCUGCCCUCUCACCAGGAUCGGGGCCCGAGCCCCCUGCUGUCCCCAUAUGUGAGAGUGGCCCCAUGUCCACUGCCCCCUUUCUAGAGACAGGCCUUGAGACCACUGCUGCCCCCCUGGAUCAGAAUGGUCCCCAGGCCUCCAUCUCCUUGCUAGGGACAAGCCAUGAAGCCUCCAUCACCCCUGGGUAUGAGAGUGGCCCUGAGGCUGCUCCCUUGCUUGAGACUAGCUCGGAUCUUGCAUCCAGGUCUGACGCUUCCCCAUCGCUGGGGAGUGGCCCCACAAGCCUUCCCCUGGAAUCUGGGCCCCUGAACCCCACAGACCUUCCCGCUCUCCCCGAGCCUGACAUGCCAGCCGGGGUGCGCCCUGACGGGAGCGCCCCCAUGAGAGUCACUUCCAGCACCGUCCGAGUCCAGCAGGUGAAGUCCGUCCCCAUAGUGCCCCCCAAGCCCCAGUUUGCCAGGAUGCCUCCUACCGUGAAUAUGCACCUAGGUGAAGCGUCCACGUGGCCCAAGCUCUCUGCUUCGGAGAAGAGCUCCGGUGGUGGGGAGACCGGCCUGGGCAAAGGGGGCUCUCUCCAGAGGCAGUCGCACCCUGUCAGCCUGGGUGGGUGCUGCCGAGUCGCAGAGGGCAUGGAGUCGAACGAGGAGUCUCCCCCGCCCGGCGCUCUGGAGAAGUGCCCCAGCGGCACAGAGAGCCGUGAGCCCGCCGAGACCUCCCUCCAGAAGCAGAGGCGAACCAGCUGGCGUAACGGUGGCAGCAUGUCUUUCGACACGGCGGUGGCCCUGGCCAAGGAGAGGCACUUGGCCCAAGCCCCGGUUCGGAGGAUGCAGACCUAUUGCGUGGGGGAUGGUCGGGAGAUGCACGGCACUCCCAAGAUGGAGAAGCCCCCGCCGUUCCCCAGGCCUGCCCUAAAGCCUGUGGGCCAGCGCUCCCUGAGGCCGCUGAGCUGCACCAGCGUGCUACUGUCGCCAGAUGCCCUGGCUCUGGGCAAGCACCCGCCACUGCCUGACACGGCCUGCGAACCGUGCCUGGCGCCUGGCCAGGAGCCACUGCCCUUCGCCCAGGAGCCCGCAGCAAGGAGCAGGUUGAGCAUGCCCAGGCUCGGCCAGCGACCGUCGGACACGGAAGAGGCAGCAGGGCCUCUCCCGCAGCAGCGGCGGUCGCUGGGUUUUGAAAUCAGGGACUGCGGGGCGUCGGAGGAGUUGUGAGGGAGUGGCGGGGACGGUUCCAUGCUCAUUGACUGGUGGGCUGCCAAAUCUCAACCAACGUGGGUUACUGCCUUAACGCACCAUCCUGCACCCGCUGCUCCGAGUCCAGCCCUGCUCCGGGUGGCUGGCACCGGACGACCGGGGCUGGGAGGGUUGGGUUGUGCAGCAGGAAGAAACAUCGUGUGGUUCAGGGGAGAGGAUCUGCUUUCCGAGACAGCCCCUCCAAACUGCGAUGGGGCCUCAGCCAGAGCUAACGCUGUUCAGACACAAUCAUUGAGCCAGCCAUUCCCUCUGCGUCUCCUCCAGAAUAGUGAUGUUCAUCUUCAGCGCAGAAGAGAACAAUGUCUGCUCCAAUCAGCUAGAUCCUCUUCCACCAGGGCUGAACCUGGCUCAGCUUGGCAUUGGGUGGGUGGGGAAAGCCACGAGGCUGGUGCUCCUGUGAAUAAUUCGAGGCUCGAUUCUCCAAGGUGCUGAGAACUCACAAAACCCACUGGUCACUGGGAGCUACAGAGGGCCAGCACCUUUGAGCAAGGUCACCAGCUCUUAUCUCCAUCCCCGGGGGUGGGAACACCAGCCCUGGAGAUAUGGGGGUCAUGACUUUUAAAACAAGAGCAGCAGAGGGUCUCUCCAGAGACGGCACUGGGCUGAAACCACAGCAAUCUUGCUCCUAGCUCACCCACCCCUUUGCAGACAUCUCAUCUUUUGCUUUUAGGAAAUAAACAGAUCAAGAAGGCUGCAGGGACCAGCCUGGUAGGUCACAGAACCUUUCAUUGCUAAACUUGCAGCCCGCCCAAGCGGGUUGUAACAUAACGGCAACGGCUUCUGGUUGUUCCUGAAACAAUGUAGGACAAUCAGCUGUUUAUAGCCAGCUCCUUGUAAUUUCAGAGAAACCACUGGCCCUGCUCGGCCUUCUUAUUUGUGGUCGCCAGGCUCAACAGAGAGGCCAAAGAAUGAACCAGCCAUCGGUGGCUGGACUCCUCUCUGAUGCUCCCUCCAGGGCACGGUCAGCACAUAUGUAGGGGAUCUUGCACCUCUGCAGCCCAGCCUGUCCCCCUUCUCUGGGCACAUGGCAGGUUUCUGUGCAAGGACACUGCCUAAAGCCCUAGAAAAUCUGCGGAAUUAGCUGGUUGAUGGGCUAGGUGGGACGUACAGUCCAUGUCCACCUCUAACAUCCAUCCUCCUGCUGGCUGUCAUCUAUGAAAGGGGCAGCCGAGUCCUUGGGUUUCCACUCACUUUUCUCCCUGCGUUGCUCCAUUAGUAAUCUUAUUUCAUUGGUCUCUCUGGGUUCUCCAGACCCUUGUUAAUCUGAGACGGCAGCUGGUUUGGGUUUGACAAUGAUUCGUAGCUACUGUACCCUCAUGGGAUAAUAAAGAUAGUUUGGAAGAAA